Molecule: messenger RNA, 1067 nt
Organism: Hibiscus syriacus
Lineage: Eukaryota; Viridiplantae; Streptophyta; Magnoliopsida; Malvales; Malvaceae
Exons: 5
Coding region: 221-1012 (263 amino acids)
Source: RefSeq, a predicted model, not a curated record
UUUUGUUUUCUUAUAUCAGCUUCAGAAUUUUCAAAACUCUUACAACUAUUUAACUUGAUUCAGUUCUAGAUGUUGCCACUCAAAACAAAGAUUUCCGGGUGCUUUCGACUGCUAAACCACAGUUUCAGAGACUUGUCUAUAUGUUCUUUAACUAGUUGUUUAUGUAAAUCCCUAGUGGAUUAAACCUGCUACUGUGUCGGAAAAGUGAACUAACACGUCCAUGUUUGAGCUCAGUAUGGAGGGAAAAUCUAAAGGCAUAGCUUGGGUAGGAAACAUUUAUCAGAAGUUUGAAGCUAUGUGCUUGGAGAUGGAUGAUAUGGUCUGCCAGGAAACAUUUCAGUAUGUUGAAGACCAGUUGCAGACAGUGGGAGCUAAUGUUAAACAAUUCUGUACAGAACUGAUGCAAGAAGUGCUCCCUUCAUCUCCUACCAAUCCAAAGGAAGAUCUUAACACUUCUCUGGUGCAAAAUGCUGAUGUAGCCCAUGAAGAUUCUAACAGCAGUGUUGAUAAAGAGCGCAUUAAGAAGAAAUUGAUCCAUGCCUCUUCUGUUGAAUAUGUUGAGGAUACACAUUUGUGUUUAUCUUCAGAGCACUGUGCAGAGAAUGAGUGUGCCUUGGCUCAAACCUGUAAGACUGAAGCUCUAGGCAUCGAUUGUACUCCAGACGACACAGUAUUAGAAUCAAAAGAAGAGGCUAGUCAUAAAUCUGUUCCAAAAUUGGAACUAGAAGCUGUCCCAGUUCCAUCUUUUAAUAAGGUAAAGCUUGAAGAAAGCUGCAUUAUAGUUGACAGCAGUGAGCUCUAUUCUCUAUCGAAUGAAUUACGGGAGCGCCGAUCAUUCAAGAAGAAGUUUCGGGAGUCUUUUUCUUCGAAGUCGAGGUUAUUGAAGCUGUACAAUGAACGACAUCCAAGACCUAGCAAGGAGAAAGGAAACAGCCAUGAACUAUUCAGUGACACCACCAAGUCAAAAUCACAAGAGGUGGGAUUUUCUGAAUCGGAUUGGGAGAUUAUUUAGAUAAAAUUAUAAUGGUUUUGAGAAUAAAAACAGAGACAAAGUUUUCCAUUGGUUC